Neocloeon triangulifer is the source of this 3142-nucleotide messenger RNA. RefSeq names its product AP-2 complex subunit beta (gene AP-1-2beta). The record is from RefSeq and is a predicted model, not a curated record. Lineage: Eukaryota; Metazoa; Arthropoda; Insecta; Ephemeroptera; Baetidae. Gene Ontology annotation, cellular component: membrane coat; clathrin adaptor complex. Gene Ontology annotation, molecular function: clathrin binding. The transcript has 16 exons. Gene Ontology annotation, biological process: vesicle-mediated transport; intracellular protein transport. Bases 165 to 2954 code for a protein of 929 amino acids.
GUCGGCCAACAACUUCGAGAGGCGGAUCCUGUUCCUGUGACAGCAGCCAAAUUGAUAAAUUUUCUUCGGCUUUUUAUUAAUUUUUACGGGAAAAUUGUAAAUACUGCCCAUUUUUUAGAGUUUAAAUUUACAAUCAAGCGUUUGCGGAUUCAUCAAUCCCCAAGAUGACCGAUUCAAAGUAUUUUACAACCACCAAAAAGGGCGAGAUUUUCGAGUUGAAAUCGGAACUGAACAAUGACAAGAAAGAGAAAAAGAAGGAAGCCGUGAAAAAGGUUAUCGCCUCGAUGACUGUCGGCAAAGAUGUCUCGGCUCUGUUUCCUGACGUCGUGAAUUGUAUGCAGACGGAUAAUCUCGAGCUGAAGAAACUCGUGUAUUUGUAUCUCAUGAACUACGCCAAAAGCCAGCCAGAUAUGGCUAUUAUGGCCGUCAACACAUUUGUCAAGGACUGUGAAGAUCCCAAUCCUCUGAUCAGAGCUUUGGCGGUGCGCACUAUGGGGUGCAUCAGGGUUGAUAAAAUCACUGAGUACCUCUGCGAGCCUCUGCGGAAAUGUCUCAAGGAUGAAGAUCCUUAUGUGAGAAAAACGGCAGCUGUCUGUGUCGCCAAAUUGUACGAUAUCAACUCGUCGAUGGUCGAGGACCAGGGCUUCCUGGAUCAGCUCAAAGAUCUGCUCUCGGACUCAAAUCCCAUGGUUGUGGCAAACGCUGUGGCAGCUUUGUCAGAAAUCAACGAGUCAAGUCCCAGUGGUGCUCCUUUGGUCGAAAUGACACCUCAAACGGUCAACAAGUUACUGACGGCCCUGAACGAGUGCACUGAAUGGGGUCAGGUGUUCAUUUUGGACUCGCUGGCAAAUUAUUCGCCCCGGGAUGAGCGAGAGGCUCAAAGUACUUGCGAGCGAAUAACUCCUCGUCUGGCGCAUGCCAAUGCUGCUGUCGUUUUGUCGGCUGUCAAGGUGUUGAUGAAGUUCAUGGAGAUGCUGCCCUCCGACUCUGAGUUCGUCACCAGCCUGACUAAAAAACUGGCGCCUCCCCUGGUCACGCUGCUCUCUUCCGAGCCCGAGGUGCAGUACGUGGCUCUGCGCAACAUCAACCUGAUUGUGCAGAAGCGGCCUGACAUCCUCAAGCACGAGAUGAAAGUCUUCUUCGUCAAAUACAAUGACCCUAUCUACGUCAAACUGGAGAAGCUGGACAUCAUGAUUCGUCUGGCGUCGCAGGCCAACGUUGCUCAAGUCUUGUCUGAGUUGAAAGAAUACGCAACUGAGGUGGAUGUUGAUUUUGUGAGGAAGGCGGUGAGGGCAAUUGGCAGAUGCGCCAUCAAGGUCGAGCAGUCUGCCGAACGCUGUGUCUCGACCCUUUUGGAUCUGAUCCAGACUAAAGUCAACUAUGUAGUCCAAGAGGCGAUAGUGGUCAUAAAAGAUAUUUUCCGUAAAUAUCCCAACAAAUAUGAAAGCAUCAUUUCCACUCUGUGUGAGAAUCUCGACACUUUGGAUGAGCCUGAAGCAAGGGCUUCCAUGAUCUGGAUCAUUGGCGAGUACGCUGAGCGAAUUGAUAAUGCCGACGAGUUGCUCGAGUCAUUCCUGGAAGGUUUUGCCGAUGAGAACUCUCAGGUGCAGCUCCAGCUUCUCACAGCUAUUGUCAAGUUGUUCUUGAAGAGACCCUCAGACACCCAAGAACUUGUUCAGCAGGUGCUGAGUUUGGCAACUCAAGAUUCCGACAACCCAGAUUUGCGCGAUCGUGGCUUCAUCUACUGGCGUCUCCUUUCGACGGAUCCUGCCGCUGCCAAGGAAGUUGUUUUGGCUGAAAAGCCUCUCAUUUCUGAGGAGACGGAUCUUCUGGAGCCGACCCUUUUGGACGAGCUGAUUUGCCACAUUUCCAGCUUGGCAUCCGUUUAUCACAAGCCACCAUCUGCCUUUGUCGAAGGUCGCGCCGGCAUCCGAAAGAGCCUUCCUGCUAGCGCUCGUGCUGGAUCGGAAGGUGUGGAUUCGUCGGAGAGUCAAUCUGCCCCUGCAGUAAUUCCAGCACAAGACUCACUCAUUGGAGAUUUGCUGAGCAUGGACAUCGGCGGCCCGACCAUUGCAGCCACUGCUGCAGCCCCAGCAGCUCCAUUUGGAAGCAAUGCCAUGGAUCUGCUAGGAGGUGGCCUGGACACCUUGCUGGGUGAAACAAGCUCGUCUCCAGCGCCUCCUGCUGCAGCUCCCGCUGGCUCGGCUGCCCUUCUUGGUGACAUUUUUGGCGUGCCAGCUGCUUCUGCCGCCUACGCAGCUCCAAAAACCACCUGGCUGCCUGCGGACAAAGGCAAGGGUCUUGACAUCAGUGGCACAUUUGCACGCAGAAAUGGCCAGCUCUUCAUGGACUUCACAUUCACCAACAAAGCCAUGCAGCCGCUGUUGAACUUUGCCAUCCAGUUCAACAAAAACAGUUUCGGGAUCACUCCAUCGGCACCUUUGCAAGUGCAGUCGCCACUGCCGCCGGGUGUCUCGAGCGACACUUCUCUUCCCCUUUCCACCACAGGACCUGUCCAGAAAAUGGAGCCGCUCACCACUCUUCAGGUUGCUGUUAAGAAUAACGUAGAUGUGCUUUACUUUGCUUGUCAAAUUCCGAUGCACGCCCUGUUUGUCGAGGACGGUCAGAUGGACAAGCGCGUCUUCCUGGCCACCUGGAAGGAAAUCCCGGCCCAGAACGAAGUCCAGUACACAAUAACCAACAUCAUGCACAAUGCUGAUUCUGUGGUGCAAAAGAUGCAGCAGAAUAAUGUGUUCACCAUCGCUAAACGCAACGUGGAAGGCCAGGACAUGCUGUACCAGUCACUGAAGCUGACCAAUGGCAUCUGGGUGCUCAACGAACUCAAAAUUCAGCCCGGCAAUUCUAAUAUCACGGUACUUCUGUCGCUGAAGACGAGAACUCCAAACGUGGCCGAAGGCGUUUUCCAGGCCUACGACAAUAUUCUGCAUGGUUAAGGGAGCACAUUCCAGAAAUUAGCAGGUGCAGCCGCAGGCGUGCACAGCUAGUUGAACAAUGAGGAUUAUUCAUAAUUAUAAAUAAACAAAACACUAUAUUACUUAGUUGUAUGAUUGUCAAAAUAGGUAUACUGUAUUGUCAUAUCUCAUGCUGCUGUUAGUUAAUGGAUAAAAUAUACAGUUGAUGA